This is a messenger RNA of Erythranthe guttata (spotted monkey flower), 1520 nucleotides long. RefSeq names its product Heavy metal transport/detoxification superfamily protein. The record is from RefSeq and is a predicted model, not a curated record. Gene Ontology annotation, molecular function: metal ion binding. NCBI's taxonomy places the organism in Eukaryota, Viridiplantae, Streptophyta, Magnoliopsida, Lamiales, Phrymaceae.
UGACAUCAUCAAAAUCCCCGCCCAGCUCUAUAUAUUCCUGCCAUUAAUUGCCUCCAUUUUCUCUCUUCAAAUAAUCUCACACACCUAUUAAAAAUAUAUAAUUGCAAAAAAAAAAUAAUUAAAACAGCAAAUGGGUGAGAAAGAUGAGACUAAGAAUGGAGGAGAAAAGGUGGCGGCGGCGGCGGACGGAGGUGGAAUGAAAGAGGAUGGGCCGGCGCCGCCGGUCACGGUGGUGUUGAAGGUAGACUUGCAUUGCGAAGGCUGUGCUAAGAAAGUCAGACGCUUCAUUACCCAAUUGGAAGGUGUCGAGAAAGUGAAGGCUGACUGUGACGCUAAGAAACUGACCGUCACGGGGAAUGUGGACCCCACUUGGCUCCGUGAGAAGAUUGAGACCAAGACCAAGAAGAAGGUGGAUCUCAUCUCCCCUCUGCCCAAGAAGCCCGCCGGAGUUGGUGUCGCCGCCGCCCCCGCCGCCGGAGGAGGUGGUGACAAGAAGGCUGAGGAUAAACCGGAAAAGAAAGCUGGUGAUGAUGAGAAUAAAAAACCCAAAGAGGCGGUGGUUAGUACUGUGGUGAUGAAAAUCAGAUUGCACUGUGACGGAUGCGCACAUAAGAUAAAGAGGAUUAUAUUAAAGAAUGUUGAAGGUGUUAACUCAGUAGCGACGGAUUUAGAAAAGGAUUUAGUGACGGUGAUUGGAACAAUGGAUGUCAAGGAGCUCACAACUUAUUUGAAGGAGAAGCUAAAGAGAGGAGUGGAGAUUGUUCCUCCGCCAAAGAAAGUUGAUAAUAAUGGUGGCGAGAAGACGAAAGAAGACGCCGGCGCCGACAAGGUCAAAGAGAGCGCCGGCGCCGGCGGUGGAGAGAAAAAAGAAAAAGAAGGCGCCGGCGGUGGUGGUGGUGGAGAGAAGAAAGAAAAAGAAGGUGGUGGUGCUGGCGGUGGUGGUGGAGAGAAGAAAGAAAAAGAAGGCGGCGGUGGUGACAAAGAAAAAGGUGAUGAGCCGAAGAAGGCUGAGGCCGGUGGUGGUGGAGAGAAAAACAAGGGCGGCGGCAGCGGCGGCGAAGGAAGUACAAAGGUGGUUGAGGUAAAUAAGAUGGAGUAUAAUAAUAGUUACAUUCCGGAAACUUACUAUGCUGUGAUGCCAAUGUAUGGCAAUCAUCAUCAUGCAGAUGACUAUGGUCAUCAUGUACCAUCAAUGUACCAUGAUCAUCAUGACUAUGGUUAUCAAGGCUACUCAUCAAAUGCGGCUUACGUGGCACAGUACAGUCAGCAUGGACCUCCACCACUACCACCGCCUACUUUGCUGACCGCCAACGAUCAUAUGUUUAGCGACGAAAAUCCUAAUGGAUGCUUUGUCAUGUAAACCUACCUACGUGGAUUAUAAAUCUAAUCAACCAUUAUUAAUUAAAUUAUAGAGUUCCAUUUUUUUAAUUAUAUUGUAAAGUUUAAUAUUUCACAUUAUAUAUAUAUAUAUAUACAUAUAUAUAGUUUUGAUCGAUGCUUAUGAAUAAGAUUGUGUCUUA